GUGACAAAUAAGGUAUUCACGAAGAAUGCAAAACGCGUUGUCGAUACUGAGAACUAUUAGUGAUUAGUUGCUUUUUUCACACGAUUUUAAUCGGAUUUAAUGUUUCGCGACACAUACACGAUUUUCGAACAAAUUACUUAUGUGCAUGUUAUAUGAUUUCAGCAUUUAGUGCGUUAUUUGAUGAUCUCCGGUGGGACAUGGAAAUAUCUGAAGGCAAUGUACAAAUAAGAAAUCAGCCGACAAACUUGAUCUCAGCGUACGAUAAGCGGAAGGAUGAUGAGCCCGAGGUGGAUCUUAAUGAAGUCGAAAUAAUUACAUCAGCGCAGCAUUUUUGCGCAAUCAAGAUCAGAGAGACUAAGAACUAUGAUGAGAAAACGAUUGACAAAGAUCAGAGUGAAGCGAACGAAUCAAACACUUCAGAAUCCACUUUAGAAAAUAUACAACAUACCGAGAACGGCGCUAUUACCAACGUGCUAACAGAUCCAAUUUAUUUAGACUCCUUGAACUCUAAUUCCAUAAAUAUUGAGUUCCAAAAACAGUCAAACGCAACGGAAGUGUUCAUUCGAAGCAACGAACAGAUAACAACUAAUUACAAUAUAUCUACAGUGACUAUAUCGAACAAACUUUUGGAUGGGCUUAAUAUCAAUAUAAAAAAGGAGGAUGACGAAGAUCACGGCACAUUAUAUACCGCAGAAUGGUUAUGCGACGGCAAUAACGACGCCAAUAUACGACUGAGGAUCUUGAAGGAUGCCAAACAAAAUGUACAAAUUCCCGUUGACGUUGACGACAUAAUCACGUUAGCAAAACGUAAAAACCAAUUAACGGAUAGCAAGGAUAGCCUUGAACAGGAAAAAACUAAAUUAUCCAGAAGAUCAAAAAAACACGUCAAGCUGAAGUCCGCCGUGCAUCAUCAAGACUACAGGGAAAGAUUGAGGAAAAAGGCUGAAUGUAUGAGAGAGAAACGGAAAAAGCUAUACGAGCAAGAGAGCGAGGAGCAACGUUUGCAAAGGUUGGCAAAAGAAGCGGCGAAGAGACGCGAGAUGAGAAUGUAUUACGAGACUCCGGAGCAACGGAGGAAACGACUCGACGCUGAAGCAGCUAGAAAAAGAGAAUAUAGAAUGUAUAACGAGACGCCGGAAGAUAGGAGAAAGCGACUUGAUCGUGAAGCUGAAAGAAGAAGAAUUAAGAGAUUGUCAUUAUACGCAAACGAAACGCCGGAACAGAGAAGGGAAAGAUUAAAUAAAGAGUCGGCAAAGAGGCGAGAGGCCCGCUUGAGUCAGUAUGCUAAAGAGACAGAAGAGGAAAGGAAGGAAAGAUUGCGAAGAGACGCGCUGAGAGCCAGGGAAAUGAGAUUCACAAGAUCCGCCAUCGAGACGGAAGAGGAGCGUAGGCAAAGGUUAGUAAAGGAUGCCCUUAGAAAAAGGGAGGUAAGAAUGCAUGGCAGUCAUGCAGUGAACAAUAAUUUUACGGAACUCCGAACCGUUCGCAAUUUUCAAGAAUUGAACGAUGUGCAGAUAAGAGACAAUCCCGAAAAUCAAUUGGACGGCCAUUAUCUGAGCAACUGGAUGAUGUGGUUUCAAAAUACAUUGACACAGACGGUUCACAGUGAAGAACAGGUCGCAGAGCCGCAAGCACAGCAUAAUAGAUAACUUGUGUUUUUCGUUAUGAGCAUGAUUUCUCAAGAACUUUCGUAUAUGAACGCGAUAAUUGAUAAUAGAAAACAAUCUGGAUGUGCUUUAUAUAUGCUUUCUAUAUAAUUCUCGGACGUGGAGAGACAAAAUCGUAACGGCACAAUUACCAUUACGCCAAUUACUUAUUUGAUAGCAUUACGAGACAAUAGCAAUAGCAAGAGAGUUAUAAAUUCAUAUUAGAAACACUAUUUUAUAAUAUUUAUAAACACCGGAACGAACACAAUUACGCUGCUUUGUCGACAACUAAAAAAAAAUCUUAUAACAGUUAUAACUUAAUUCACAUUAUUUGUAUCAACUGCUGAGGACAGAUGAAGACUUCAGAGAAAAACCGAACAUUUUUCAGUGUGUUUGCGUAAUGUUUAAUCGUGCGACUAAUUAUUUAAAUAUUUAAAAGAUUUUCUUGCUCGUAAAAGAUACGAGAUACAUCUUAAAGUAACAUAGUUACUCUUUGAUGUUAGGUUUAAGUGUAUAAAUAAAUUUUAAGAGAGGUUGAUGCGACGAAAGAAUGGGAGUUGUACAUUGAAAAAACAGACAAGAGAAGCAAUUCUUGCCAGUGCCUUUUAUUCAUUGUUCAACAAAAUAAGCGUUCAGACUGAAUUCAUUAAUACAUAUAUGGCAUUUGAACAUGAGUGAAUGAUUCUGGUGAAAGUUUGACUGUCUCUUGUGCUAUUUGUACAGACAGUUAUUAUGUACUUCUUUCUACAGUUCCUUUAUAAUAAAUAUAAUAAUAAAUUAUGUUAUAAUACGUCA
Messenger RNA from Temnothorax curvispinosus, 2441 nucleotides. RefSeq names its product stress response protein NST1-like. The coding region runs from base 153 to 1649 and encodes 498 amino acids. The record is from RefSeq and is a predicted model, not a curated record. Lineage: Eukaryota; Metazoa; Arthropoda; Insecta; Hymenoptera; Formicidae. The transcript has a single exon.